Messenger RNA from Vigna umbellata (rice bean), 771 nucleotides. RefSeq names its product expansin-like B1. NCBI's taxonomy places the organism in Eukaryota, Viridiplantae, Streptophyta, Magnoliopsida, Fabales, Fabaceae. Gene Ontology annotation, cellular component: extracellular region. The record is from RefSeq and is a predicted model, not a curated record.
AUGGAACUCGGUUUUAAGCACCAAGUCGGUGUGGUGUGUGCGAUAUUGCUUCUCCCUGCACUGUGUAGCUGCUACGAAUAUGCAACGAACUCCAGAGCAAGCUAUUACAGUAGCCCUGGUGGCUAUGGGAAUCCCAGGGGAGCUUGUGGAUACGGAGAAUAUGGAAUGACGAUGAACAAUGGCAAUGUUGUAGCCGUAUCAGGAGGACUAUGGCGGAAUGGAGCUGGUUGUGGUGCAUGCUACAAGGUAUGGUGCAAAAGGGCAGAAUACUGCAACGCGAAAGGAGUGUACGUGGUGGCAACAGACUAUGGCGAGGGAGACAGAACAGAGUUCAUAAUGAGCAAACGCGGGUUCUCAGAAUUGGGAAAGAACGCAGCUGCUUCUGCGAAACUGUUGAAGGAAGGGGUAGUGAAUAUUUCAUUCAAAAGGGUUCCCUGCACAUUCCCUUCUAACAUCAAGCUCCACGUCCACGAAAGCAGCAAAAACCCCUCCUACUUUGCUCUUGUGCUUCUCAACGUAAAUGGAAUGAGUGACAUCACUGCUGUAGAGAUAUGGCACAGAGAGCAGAAACGAUGGGAGCCACUCCGCAGGGCCUAUGGGGCUGUCUUUGACUUUGCUAACCCACCCACCGGUCAAAUCCGUCUCAGGUUUCAACUUGGCUAUAAAUAUUGGCUCCUUCCCAAGAUCCCUAUUCCUGCUAACUGGAAGUCUGGUGCUACUUAUGACUCCCAACUUGAGCCUUAUUAAUUAGACACAAAAUCAAAAUACUCA